This is a messenger RNA of Cyprinodon tularosa, 1436 nucleotides long. RefSeq names its product olfactory receptor 52N4-like. The coding region runs from base 174 to 1109 and encodes 311 amino acids. The transcript has a single exon. Gene Ontology annotation, biological process: G protein-coupled receptor signaling pathway. Gene Ontology annotation, cellular component: membrane. Gene Ontology annotation, molecular function: olfactory receptor activity. The record is from RefSeq and is a predicted model, not a curated record. Lineage: Eukaryota; Metazoa; Chordata; Actinopteri; Cyprinodontiformes; Cyprinodontidae.
CUGAUGGAUUGUGAAAUACGUCUUUAUUUCCUCAUACGUUUGCUUUUUUGAUUAAUGCUCUAUUUAUUGUUGUUCAUAUUAACUCCUCUGCUGGUUUAUUACAGUUUAAAGUUAUUGCUUUAUUUAUUAAUAGAUUUAAUACCGAAUUGAUUUUGGCUGUUUUCCUCAAUCGGAUGGAAAACUACACUUUCAACAGCUUUGUGCUGCAGAUGGAGGGCAUAAAUGUCACAAAGGAUUUACUUUAUACCAUAUUUUUCUUGUUAUUAACUUUCUACAUUGUUACCAUGAUCCUUAACGUGGGAUUUCUGAUUCUAACCGUUAUUGACAAGAACCUUCAUCAGCCUAUGUAUCUUCUUUUUUGCAACCUGACUGUUAGUGACAUAGUUGGAAGCUCUCAGAUCUUUCCUAGGAUGUUGUCGGAUCUUCUGAAGCCUCCGUCGGAGCGCCUCAUUGGUUAUUAUGAGUGUGUGAUUCAGGCUUUUGUUAAUCAGUGGUUUAGCAGUACCUCCCACACGGUGCUGAUGGUCAUGGCCUUCGACAGGUACGUGGCCAUCUGUUAUUCUCUGCGUUACUCAGCCAUCAUGAACAACAGCAUGGUGAUGAAGCUUUCAUUGUCUGCCUGGGCAGUGCCUCUAAUUUUUGUUGUGGUUUUGAUUGGACUCUCAGUGAGACUGAACAGAUGCAGGACUCUGGUCUCCAACCCUUACUGUGACAAUGCCUCUUUGUUUAAGCUUUCCUGUGACAGUGUCGUUAUCAAUAACAUAUAUGGCCUUUUUUACACGGCGGUGCUUUUGGGGUCAUCUGUCGGCUGCAUCCUUCUGACCUACGGGAAGAUUGUAGUGGUUUGUUUUACCAGCAAGAACAAGUCAUUGAACAGAAAGGCCUUCAAAACCUGCAGCACUCACCUGGUUGUGUAUCUCAUCAUGUUCUUCAGUGGGUUUACUGCAAUCGCUCUGCACCGCUUCCCUCAGUACUCUGACUACAGAAAAAUAACCUCUCUUCUGUUUUUUGUUGUACCCGGCAGCCUCAACUCCAUCAUCUAUGGGGUUCAGUCCAAAGAAGUAAGAUCCUUUUUAUCUAAAAUUUUUAUAUCCAACAGAAACAAGUGAGAUUGACGUUUGUUUAUUAUUUUGAUUUAUCAAAUAACCUUCCGAAGCAAGUUGUAGAAUAAGUUACUUCUGACAAUGACUGAAACAAGAAAGGUUGAAGCAGAAAAUUAGUGCUCUACAUCUAGGAGGGGCUCAUGCUGAUGGAAGCAUGUUUGAGUUUUAUAAAGCUUGAAAUCAUAUUUGCAGUCUUCUUGAUUUGUGCCUCAAAAUAAGAAAAAAAAACAUCAGGUUUAAUUGUGAGAACAAAUAAUAAAAACUGACAGCUGAAUAGUGGAAAUAUGAACAUUAUCAAGACAAGGGCUUAGAAAACAUAAUACAUAAUCAGUU